AUGGAUAGAUACAAUCAGGACAGCGGCACUUCGUCGCUCACAAUAGAUGCUCCUGAAACUUCGCCUCUUCUGAGCCUCUUCCACCCAAAUAACGGCUUGGGCACAGGUUCGAACUACACCCACGACUCUGGCGGCUUCUAUCCCGCCAGCGGGUCAAUUUUUACACCAGAUGGCAGGUUGCGUCUGAAUUCAAACACUACACCAUCGACUGGCAUGGCACAUGUUCAUCUUCACAAUCACCGUACAACCCUGCCCCAUCUGGGCCCUCAUAUCAACUCUCGAGAUCAGUUUCCCAACUCAGUCGCACCGUAUAGGCGAGUGUCAGACCAAUUUGCGCGAUCACCGUCCUUCCCGGAUUCAAGAAGACAACAGCUAGCUGGUUCACAAAACCCGUUGACGGCCUACACGCCUCCUGCCACAAGGAUGGAUUCGCACCAGUACACGCACAGAGCGGGAGCUCAGAACGAAGUUCCGCCACUUCUCCCGAUGGAAAUGCUGGGAACCUUGCAGUAUAUUGACCCAAACAUGACAACCAUCAAGCCAGACAUUUCAGGCGUCAUCGACAAGGGACCGUUCCUGUCCUCAGACCGCGAGUGGACCUGCUACAGGCGGAACUAUCUGGCCUGCAUUUGCUCCUUCAGCCUCAGUCCCAGUUAUCCUGGGGCCGGAAUUCAAUUCACGCCGACGCCCAUGUCUGGAACAAGCACAACGCAAACUUUUCAAGUUUACGGAUUUGCCAUGUGCAUUUCGGCUGUAGUUGCGGACAAUGAGCAACACAGCAUUGAACUCGUCCAGCAUACGCCAAAGAGAGACAAGGGGCCAAUAUCCAAACCAAACAAGACUCUUAUUGCGCCCAAGACGAGCGCAACUCCACAUACUACUUCGCUUAACUUAUACGGGGAUGGCUCAGGCCUUUCAAGCUCCAGAAGCCUCUACGCGGACGGAUUCGGGGCUCAGCCAACCGUUGGCCAACAGGUGCCAACCGAACACACGUUUGAGCGUAUCCAAUUCAAACAGGCGACACAGAACAAUGGAAAGAGAAGGGCAGCGCAACAGUACUAUCAUCUAGUGGUCGAAUUAUGGGCAGACGUUGGAACUCAAGGCAGUGAGCAGUUCGUCAAGGUGGCAUUUCGGAAGUCGGCGAAGAUGAUUGUUCGGGGCAGGUCGCCAGGCCAUUAUCAAAACGAACGACGCAACAGCCAGGGAAACGGCACAGGAGGUGCUUCUGGCAGCGGAGGAUUCCGAGGAAUGGGCCCAAUGGGGGAUUUUGGCAACGGCUCUGGUAUGGCUGGAGCUGGCCUUGGAGGCUACAACUCCGGAUACGACAGUCGUGGCACCAAUUACAACAACGUCAGGCACCAAGAAAUGUCCCCAGAGAGCAUAUUUUCUUCGAAUGACGACCGGCCUUCUAACAAGGCAUAUUCUUACUAUACCGGGGGAGCAGGGUCAUCCUCGUCGUAUGAAAACCACAACGACCGGGUGGACUUGUUUGGUCACAGAAAUGGCACCGACACGUUGCAUUCAAAUCUCCCCAACAACGCCACCAACGACCGAAAGGUCAAGCCCGAGUUCGAUUUCAACAUGCUGCCCAGUCCUUUCAGUGGGGGAGCACGGGCCGACGAUCACCACCGAGAACGUUUUGAUAGCCGGCCCAGUCCCGGUGGCUUCUACCCGUCUAUUGUAACUCCAACCGGACUGGGGGCACUUUAG
Messenger RNA from Pochonia chlamydosporia 170, 1710 nucleotides. Its product is annotated as NDT80 / PhoG like DNA-binding family protein. The transcript has 2 exons. Gene Ontology annotation, cellular component: nuclear chromosome. Bases 1 to 1710 code for a protein of 569 amino acids. Gene Ontology annotation, biological process: meiotic cell cycle; positive regulation of transcription by RNA polymerase II. Lineage: Eukaryota; Fungi; Ascomycota; Sordariomycetes; Hypocreales; Clavicipitaceae. Gene Ontology annotation, molecular function: DNA binding; DNA-binding transcription factor activity. The record is from RefSeq and is a predicted model, not a curated record.